AGGAAACUGUCUCGAGCCGAGCGGCAGCGAUUCUCUGAGGAAGUGGAGAUGCUCAAGGGGCUGCAGCACCCCAACAUUGUCCGCUUCUAUGACUCGUGGAAGUCAGUGCUGAGGGGCCAGGUUUGCAUCGUGCUGGUCACCGAACUCAUGACCUCCGGCACCCUGAAGACAUACCUGAGGCGGUUCCGCGAGAUGAAGCCGCGAGUCCUUCAGCGCUGGAGCCGCCAGAUCCUUCGGGGGCUUCAUUUCCUACACUCCCGGGUACCCCCCAUUCUGCACCGGGAUCUCAAGUGCGACAACGUCUUUAUCACGGGCCCUUCAGGUUCGGUCAAGAUCGGCGACCUGGGCCUGGCCACGCUCAAGCGCGCCUCCUUUGCCAAGAGCGUGAUCGGGACCCCGGAGUUCAUGGCCCCUGAGAUGUACGAGGAAAAGUACGACGAGGCCGUGGACGUGUACGCGUUUGGCAUGUGCAUGCUGGAGAUGGCCACCUCAGAGUACCCUUACUCCGAGUGCCAGAAUGCCGCCCAAAUCUACCGCAAGGUCACUUCGGGCACAAAGCCGAACAGCUUCUACAAGGUGAAGAUGCCCGAGGUGAAGGAGAUCAUUGAAGGCUGCAUCCGCACGGAUAAGAACGAGAGGUUCACCAUCCAGGACCUCCUGGCUCACGCCUUCUUCCGCGAGGAGCGCGGCGUGCACGUGGAGCUGGCGGAGGAGGACGACGGGGAGAAGCCCGGCCUCAAGCUCUGGCUGCGCAUGGAGGACGCGCGGCGCGGGGGGCGCCCACGGGACAACCAGGCCAUAGAGUUCCUGUUCCAGCUGGGCCGGGACGCGGCAGAGGAGGUGGCGCAGGAGAUGGUGGCCCUGGGUUUAGUCUGCGAGGCUGAUUACCAGCCAGUGGCCCGUGCAGUACGUGAACGAGUUGCUGCCAUCCAGCGAAAGCGUGAGAAGCUGCGCAAAGCUAGGGAGUUGGAGGCCCUCCCCCCUGCACCAGGACCCCCACCAGCAACUGUCCCCAUGACUCCUGGUCGCCCCAGCGGCUUCCCCCCUGAGCCUGAGGAGCCAGAGGCAGACCAGCACCAGCCUUUCCUCUUCCGCCAUGCCUCCUACUCAUCUACCACCUCGGAUUGCGAGACUGAUGGCUACCUCAGCUCCUCCGGCUUCCUGGAUGCCUCAGACCCUGCCUUUCAGCCCCCUGGGGGGGUGCCAUCCAGCCCCGCUGAGUCCCAUCUCUGCCUGCCCUCGGCUUUUGCCCUAUCCAUUCCACGUUCUGGCCCUGGCAGUGACUUUUCCCCGGGAGACAGCUAUGCCUCAGAUGCAGCGUCAGGCCUUAGUGAUGUGGGAGAAGGGAUGGGACGCAUGAGGAGACCCCCAGGGAGAAAUCUCCGACGCAGACCACGAUCCCGGCUGCGGGUCACUAGUGUCUCAGACCAGAAUGACAGAGUGGUUGAGUGCCAGCUACAGACUCACAAUAGCAAGAUGGUGACCUUCCGAUUUGAUCUGGAUGGGGACAGCCCGGAAGAGAUCGCAGCCGCCAUGGUGAGGGGGAGAGAGAUGAGGACAGAGUCUUUGGGGCUAGGACAGGAAUCUCCCGUCUGAUGUCCCCUGGUGCUGAACUCCCCCUUCUUCCCACCCAACAGCAAGGGUUUUUAUUUUAUUUUUUAUUUU
This is a messenger RNA of Leptonychotes weddellii (Weddell seal), 1665 nucleotides long. NCBI's taxonomy places the organism in Eukaryota, Metazoa, Chordata, Mammalia, Carnivora, Phocidae. The record is from RefSeq and is a predicted model, not a curated record.